UACGCAAAUACCAUGACAAACUUGCAUAUCGUCCACCACUGAAAGCAGUUUAUCAAACACAUCGUCGUAAAACUAGACACGGGGGAGAAGAAGGACAUCUUUAUUAACAGAAUGCCAUCUGAAUCGGCGAAUGUGAAGGUGUUGGCAAGGUGUCGACCAUUGACACAAGAGGAGCAGAACAAAGGUGCCAAAUCUAUCGUGAAGGUGUCAGGAGACAAAGUAAUAGUUGAUGCUGCAGGAAAGGAAUCUGCGUUUUCAUUUGAUGCAGCAUAUUCAAAUGAAGCAAAGAAUCAUCAGCUGUACCAGGAGAAAUGUGAAGCCCUGGUUCAGAGAGCACUCACAGGUUACAAUGUCAGCUUUCUGGCUUUUGGAACAGCGGGGUCGGGGCGGAGUUUCUUGUUGAAAGGAAGCGACCAGGAUCCAGGUAUUGUACCACAGAUGAUAGACACCCUCUUCAAACAGAUGGCAGACAGCAGCAAGAAGGCCUACCUGGUGACAGUGUCCUACUUGGAGGUGUUGGAUGAGAAGUUGACUGACCUGCUCAACCCCCACGACCUGCCGAUGGAGGUCCGUCAACAUGUACAGAAGGGGAUCUAUGUGGAGAAGUUGUCCGAGGUGGUGGUCCAGUCAGCCGAGGAGCUGUACCGCAUGUAUGACCAGGGCACGCGUGCCAGGAAGAUGGGCGCCGCAGACAUCAAGACUCACAGAACCAGAGCUCAUUCCAUUUUCUCUGUGGGCAUUCAUCAGAAGGAAAAACAUUCGAGCAAACUUGGUGUGAAGUCUGUCAUCAACGUGUUUGACUUGGCGGGUACGGACACUAAGAACUCUGACUCAGGCUCUGGCACCACGGGGCUGAUGAACCUGCUGGAAGUCCUAGGGGAUGGCAAGAAGAAAGGGGGUUAUCUCCCCUACAGAGAGACCAAGAUCACACAGCUGCUACAGGAUGCCCUCGGGGGCAACUCUCUCUCCCUCAUGGUGGGGCUGGUAGGACCUGCAGAUUCCUGCUACCACGACACCCUUGCGACUCUGCAGCACGCCCAGUACGCUCGCUCCGCCAAGAACAAGGCCUAUCAGAACAUGGAUGAGACGUACACCAUCAUCACCGAUCUGAGAUUCGAGAUCUCAAAGCUGAAGGAUAAGUUAGCAGCAUCAGAACCGAACAAGGACGAUGUGGACAAACUAGAGGGCCUGGUACACGAUCUCCAGACAGCCAAGAAGCAGACAUGGGAAGAGAAGGAAAGAGUCUCCAAGAAGGUCGAAGAGGAGAGGAAAACCAACCUGGCUAACAAGGGAGUGCUGGAGUGGGUGAUGCACUCCAUGAAGAAGGGCAGCCAGGAGCUCCAAGACAGACUUGUCAUCCUGCAGAAGGAGAAGGAUCAGUUGACCUUGAAGCAGAAGGAGAAGAGGAAAGAACUGGAUGACCUCAAGGAAGACCUGCAGAAGAAGAUCACUGAGUUUUCUAAACUCACGGAGAAAGGCAAGAUGUCUGAAUCCGACACAAAGAGUCGCGUCAACAACAUCCAGACCUUGAAGGAGAAGAUCAAGCUGGAGACGGACUCCUUCCGGAAGCUGAAGCAGGAGAUGAAGGUCCUCCAGGACAAGCAGACGGCCGAGAGGGAGGGCAGCCAGAUGCAGGCCACAGCACUGAAGGGCAACUUGGAGCUGCGCAAGAAGAUUGUGCAAGAAGAGUUGUCGAAGCUGGAGGUGGAGCACAAGGCUGUCCUUGAGGAGGAGCUGGAGAGGGUCAAGAUGGAGGUGCAGCAGGACCACACUGACAUACAGCUGCGAGUGGCGGAAGGCAAGCAGUACCAGCUGCAGGAAGCUGUGGCGCUGGACAUGGAGCUGGCCCAGCUGAGACAGGAGAAGUCCUUGAUGACCACCAGGCUGGAGUCUCUCCAGAGGGAGAAGGAGUUUGUGCAGAAGGAGCUGGGCGAGGUUCACCGAGUGCACAAGGAGGAGAUGGAGCUUCAGCAGCUGCAGCACUUCCAGUCUUUCCGCCAGUACCGGGAGAUGUUUGAGGAGCAGAAGGCCGUGAUUGAUCAGCGCUACCGUGCUCUCCUGGAGGAUGCCAUCCAGGACGCGGUCUUCCUCUCCAGCCGCAACACCGAGCUCGUCACUGAGAACCAGCAGCUCCGACAGUAUAUCGGAGGACUCAAGGAUGCUGUGACCAAGUCAGGGGGCAGAAUCCCCCCCUCGGAUAUCAUGCUCUAGGUUAAGGAUCUGGGAUUGAGGAAUUCCACUCAAGUAUUAAGCAACCAAGAUCAAAAAUGACCUUUUUAAGCCAAGAAUCUUUUUUAAUAUUUAUUACAUUUCUGCAACUCAUGAUAGUGGCCAUCCUUAAAUAAUUGCAUAUAAUUCACACGCCUGUGACUGGCUGGAAAAACAGACCACUCGUUCCUAUAAAAAUAUUUUCAAACAUUUAAGUAUAUUAAAAUGCAGCACUUGUGUAGAAUUUGAUAAUCUUUUAAUUAUUUGUUGAUAAAUGGGUCUAAAAAUCAAAAUAUUUCACUGAUUGCUGUAAGCUUUUGACCUAUUAAGAUAUAUACAAUGCUUAAAUGUAACUAGUGCAUAUUGUGAACAAGGCCCACAGCAAGACAGCCCGUAUUGUCUGGUCGUACACAUGGCUGAAUGAUGACAGAGGAAUAUAGUUUUACUGCUUAUAUAAUUUUGUGACACUGACAUGAAUAUGUCAUGGGAGUGGGCUAUUUUUGUUUUUAUUUAUUUUCAUACCUUAGCUUUAUAUGAAUCUUUGCACAAUGAAUAUCAAAAUGGUGUUGGGAGAAGAUACCAAUAUAUAUGCAUUUAUUGUUUAUCAAAGUUCUACUUUGCCAAUUUUACAGUCUGUGAUAUUGAACAGAGGACAUUAUAUAUGAUCAUAUGCACAGAUUCAGAUUUAUCACAUAUGUUCAUUCUGUUUUGACACAAUUGCAUGUCUAGUCUGCCUCUUCUUUGUUAAAUAUAUCUAUUAUAAACAGAAAUAUUCCAACUUAAAUUUGUAUCCACCCCUGCGUAUUUUGGGGGAUACAGCUACAUGUAUGAGGACUUGUUCAAUAUUUUCUAACUUUGUAUAUAUCUGAAGCCAGAGCGUGUUUGUGUUUUGAGAAGAUACCUUCAGAAAACUUUAGUAUCAUGCAUAUGAUCUUUUCAAUUUUCACCCCAAAUAAAAAAUAAAAUAUUGUUUCAGAAAAAUUAUCAAACCCAUUUAAGAGUUAGUUUCAAAAUAUUAAAGCAUGCAUUGUUUUGUUGUGAGCCUUCAUAAUUCUGAAAUUAGGAAGUCAAAUCGUAGCAUUUUGGGUGAGGGAGUAUAAACUGAAAAUGUGUUGUGAUUAAUGUUGGAUUGAGGAGACAAUGUCAUGGCUAUACUAUAUCUCAUGUUUGUUAUCGCAUGCAUAUGUAGAAUUCAAAGAGUUUAAAUUUCUACAAUUGCAGUCAGUGUCAUUGGCUGUCUGUGUGUAUUAAUGGGAUGCGGACAGCAUCAUGUUCUGUCCCUGAUCUCUGGUUCAUGAAGAAUGCUCAUGGUGACACGUUUGGUGAUUUCUAACAACCGCUGGCGGUUGUCAAUUGCAAUAAUUUCAUUUUGUGAUAGUAUUAUAGUUUACCAUAUUCUGAUGAAAUUGAAAUUCUAAACAUAUUGUUCUGAAUAUGUAUGAUUUUAAUACUCAGAUUUGAAAUAAUAUAUAUUUUAUUGUUAAAAUUAGUUAUGUACCAUUGCAGCAUUUGUGUGAACAAUCAAAUUUUGUAACACUUAUAUAUUCGAUAGGAUGGGCAAACCAGGCGUCACUCAUCAAUGUAAAUACAUGAACAAUUAGAGAAUAACUAUGAUGAAAUAUCAUCCUACAGGGAAACUUCACAGACUUCAUGUUAAUCUUCUGAUGACCUAGCCUUGUUAAUAUUUGAAAUUAUGAAUAAUGGGGGAGUAUAACAUCAUAUUGAUUCAACUGCCUAAUCAGUUUUGAGACCUGCUCACAUUACAUCUGCAAAUAUCAGAAAAAUAUUUUCACUAUUAAAAAGCAAGAAUCUCCAGAGUCUGGCCUCAUCCCACAAAGCAGAUGCCAUUUUCAGUCUUGGUCUACAGACAUAACAAGCAUCAUUCCAGUGAUAUGCAUUGUACAAUAGGUGUGAAAGAUAGACAAAGUGGUGUUUGAACAAUUUAAAAAAAAUACUGGUUGGGCAAUGAAUCGACAACCAAAAUUGUACUGUGUAUUCCGUCCAAUUAUUGUUAUCAAAUAAACUUUUUUUUAUCUUU
Molecule: messenger RNA, 4246 nt
Organism: Haliotis rufescens (red abalone)
Lineage: Eukaryota; Metazoa; Mollusca; Gastropoda; Lepetellida; Haliotidae
Product: kinesin-II 95 kDa subunit-like
Exons: 24
Coding region: 112-2211 (699 amino acids)
Biological process (GO): microtubule-based movement; mitotic spindle organization
Molecular function (GO): microtubule motor activity; microtubule binding; ATP binding
Source: RefSeq, a predicted model, not a curated record